This is a messenger RNA of Elgaria multicarinata webbii, 7177 nucleotides long. It is a transcript of the gene ZHX3, whose product is annotated as zinc fingers and homeoboxes 3. Lineage: Eukaryota; Metazoa; Chordata; Lepidosauria; Squamata; Anguidae. Gene Ontology annotation, molecular function: DNA-binding transcription factor activity, RNA polymerase II-specific; DNA binding. The transcript is spliced from 3 exons. The record is from RefSeq and is a predicted model, not a curated record. Bases 252 to 3056 code for a protein of 934 amino acids. Gene Ontology annotation, biological process: regulation of transcription by RNA polymerase II. Gene Ontology annotation, cellular component: nucleus.
GGCUGAAUCUGAAUUCCAGCUGUCAAGAUGAGAGGGAUCCCAUCAUGCCUAAAAGGAAAGAGGUCGAGUUGGGAAAUUAUACACUAAGGAAACAUUGAAGUUUCCCAGAUUCAAUGGCAAAUUUAAGUGGCUGUCCCAACUCUUGACACACCUUUUUGGGCAACAUGGAUUUGCUGGAAUUUACUUUGCAAAGGGUUCUUAAAAAGUAAUAUUUGCCUCCUAAGCUUUGACCAUCUUCCUUGGUUUCAGUAAUGGCCAGCAAAAGGAAAUCCACAACGCCUUGUAUGAUACCGCCUAAGACACUGGCAUUACAGGAGUCACAGUCAGCCUCUGUUGAUGUUGUUCAUGAAGGAACUCAACAAUCUGUUUCUCCAGCCAGUCUGCCUAUUAGUGAUACUGUUGUUAAUAGCAAUCACAACAGUGGGACGUUGUCCAAUGGAUAUAAUGGUAUUGUAGAUGGUGAUACAUACAGAUGCACAUAUUGCAGUUUUGGCUCUCAAGAUGUUAAUCAGUUCCUUGCUCACAUUGAUUCUGAGCACAUAGACUUUAGCAAAGGCCCCUCCUUUGUGUGUGUGCAGUGCAGUUUCCUGGUAAAGAGCCACAAAGAGCUGUCUUGUCACAAUGCAGAGCACCAUGCUGGCAAAACCAGCUUAAUCUGGAAUGUUGUGAAGCAAGGCAAUCACAUUGUAGUGGAGCAAACCAUUAGAAAUACUGGCACCAACAGCAAUCAAGAUCUUCUGGGGGAUCUCCCUGAGGAAGGCCAAGAUAGUCAAGCUGAAAUUAUUAUUACCAAAACCCCCAUUAUGAAAAUAAUGAAGACAAAACCAGAAGUUAAGAAGAUCCACAUGCUGAAAGAAAAUGUAUCUAGUAAACUGGUCAAGGAUCUGGAGACAAAAGGUGGUGAACGGCCAUUUGCCAAUGGAUCUGUGCCAGUGAGCCAGUCGACAACAGGCACAGUCAAAUCGACACACGUUCUCAAUGGCUCAAUAAUAGGCAACGUGCCUGUUUUGCAAGCAGGCAUCACCCAACUUGUGCAACUGCAGCAGCAACCACAAGUUCACCAGCAGCUACCCACAUCAAAAUCCCUUCCCAAGGUAAUGAUUCCCUUGAGUAGUAUCCCAACCUACAAUGCAGCAAUGGACUCUAACAGUUUUCUGAAAAACUCUUUCCAUAAGUUCCCUUACCCUACCAAAGCUGAGCUUUGCUAUUUGACUGUGGUGACCAAAUACCCAGAAGAACAGCUGAAGAUUUGGUUUACAGCCCAGAGGUUGAAACAGGGUAUUAGUUGGUCGCCCGAGGAGAUAGAAGAUGCACGGAAGAAAAUGUUUAACACUGUGAUUCAAUCUGUGCCCCAGUCCACCAUUACAGUAUUGAAUACACCUCUUGUUGCAAGCCCCAGUAGUGUUCAGCAUCUCAUUCAUGCCAGUUUGCCUGGACAUUCGGUUGGAAAACCUGAAGGAGCAAGUGGUGUGCUGGUCACCCAACCAAUAAUAACAAAUGGACUUCAAGGAACAACCUCAUCUCUUGCCAUAGCAGUAACGUCCAUUCCAAAGACCCAGAUUGCUAAGCCGCCAACCACUAUGUCGGUUUCUAGUACUCCAUCCACUGUGAAAGUGGUCAGUGCUGCUCAGUCCCAGCUCACUGCUUGCCCAAACAUAACAUCACAGAUGUUCUUAGAUCCCAACAUUUACAAAAAUAAGAAGUCUUAUGAACAGCUGUCUGCACUAAAAAAUAGCUUCUGUAGGAAUCAGUUCCCUGGUCAUGCCGAAGUUGAACGGCUGACAAAAAUCACAGGACUUAAUACGAGGGAUGUUCGAAAAUGGUUUAGUGAUAGGAGAUACCAUUGUCGAAAUAUAAGAGCCAGCAAGGCAGUCCAUCUUGGAGACAAUACAAUAAUCAUUGAUUCUGUACCUGAAAUUACCUUUACCUCCUCCCUCAAACCAACCCCAGAGUUAACUUCCAUAUCAGCAGCUGCGCCUGUUGUUCACACCCCAACCCGCCGACAAUCCUGGCACCAGACCCCUGAUUUCUCCGCUACAAAGUAUAAAGAGAGGGCUCCGGAACAGCUCAGAGCUUUGGAAAGCAGCUUUGCACAAAACCCAUUUCCUCUUCAGGAGGAAGUGGACCGUUUGAGAACUGAAACCAAAAUGACAAGGAGAGAGAUUGACAGCUGGUUCUCCGAGCGAAGGAAAAAACAAGUGAUUAAAGCAGAGCAAUGCCUAGACGAAGAUGCUGCAGACGACUCAGUGGAAGAGGGAGACUCUUCAGAUGACCUGAGAGCUUCAAGCGAAAAUGGCUCCUUGGAUGCAGCCAGCAGCUCUCAAACGUCAGGUGAGCGCAAAGUGACCCCUAUAAAAAUUAACCUCAAGAACUUUAAGGUGACUGAGUCGAAUUGCAAAAGUGAGUUGCCAGGCUUGUGUAAAGAUGUUCAGAGAGGGAGCUCUUCUAGCAGGGCUCCUGUGCCCCCAAAACGCAAGCCAAACUUUAAAAAGACUGCUCAGCAGAGGCAUUUGCUUAAACAGCUCUUUGUACAGACCCAGCGGCCUACAAAUGAACAAUAUGACCGAAUAUGUUCUCAGUCAGGCCUUCCCAGGACUGAAGUGAUUCGCUGGUUUGGGGAUAGCCGCUACGGUUUAAAAAAUGGGAAUUUGAGGUGGUAUCAGAACUACAAGCAUGGCAUCUUUCCAAAAGGCCUAGCCCUAGCAACUUCCGAUGAGGCCGGCAAGGAGAUCCUCCAGGACUAUUUCCAAAAGAACAAGGAGCUUUAUGAAGAUGACCUCCCGGGUCUCUGUGAGAGAACUCAAAUGACCACUCCACAGGUCAGGUUGUGGUUUGCUGAAAGGGUAGACGAUGAUAACAAGGCAAUAUCGGACACAGGCAGCGAAGAUCAGUCUUCAAGUGUUGGCGAGCCAGCCAGCAGCCAAAAAGGGACGACGGAUGCCUUUUCAGAAGUUUCUGAAAACAGUGAAUCCUGGGAGCCUGGAGGUCAAGAUGGCAGCUCCGAGCUUGGAGAUACAGAGAGUCAUCCACCUGCAGUUCACUUUGAAACAGAUUGAACCAGCGCGGCCUCUCUCCGGAAGGAUCUGCUGUUAACUUUGUGAGGACUCGGCAGCUGUGGGGCUCAGCCUGAAUCUCCAUUGAAAGGUCCUAAGGAAGCACUGCCAUGAUGCCAAGAUCUUCUUCUUUUUUCUUUUUUUUUUGGAAAAGCAAAGCACAUUGGGAAGUUGCAGGGGGUGAGGAAGAGAUCAACCAAGACGAUCUUGGUUUUGGGGUUGCAGUCAAACAGUCUGCUGCCUCAUCUAGCACAUGGACAAAGUCUGGAACAGAGUUGGCAAGAUUUUCUCUCUCAUCUAGAUUACAAUUCUCUGUUUUGUUUUCCAGCGGACAAUUUAUUUCAAGAUUCAUAUCUAUAAUAUGGAAUCAGCUUGUUAAUACUACAAGCUGGGCUGCACACAGUAUCAUGAAUCUGGGGGCAUUGUGUUCAACAUUCUUGAUUUGUAGAAAUGGACUAUCAUUGUCACUAUAUAUUUUGAAUUCUUUCAGUGCUUGUUCCGUGAAGGCUCAGUCACGGCAUAUAUGAUGUUUUGAGUGUCUGGUUCUGGAAGUCUAGGCGGCAAUCUAUACCCACUAACAAGGGAGUAAGUCCUAUCGAAACCAAUAGGAAUUUCUACCAAGUAGACAUGGUGUGUGUGUGUGUGUGUGUGUGUGUGUGUGUGUGUGAGAGAGAGAGAGAGAGAGAGAGAGAAAGUGUUUCAGGUAUAAGUCUGAUGAGGAACAUUCCCACUUCCAUUCACAAAAUUGACACAAUUUUGGGAGGAGGGGGAUAAAUUCUAAUCCAGAAUGUUCUUUUUCUUUAUUGUUAAAAGCAAACAAAUUUAUUAUUUUUAUUAAGAAGACUGUAAGAGUAAAAUGUAAUCCUUCAGUAAAUUGUGGCCAGGAAGGCAUCUAGUUUGCCAACACCACAUGUUACCUACAACCCCACCCUCCCAAUGUAUGGACCAGACACAAUCUGGGCCUGUUCGCAUGUAACAGCUGGAAAUCAUGAGUUAAUUAGAUCCCACACUUUUCUUCAUAGAGGUGCGCUGUUGGUAACUUUUGCCAUUUCCCCCAGUUUUUCUAGCCAUUUAUGAGCUAGAACACUUUUUUCUUUGUUUUUUCCUCCCUGAGCAGCUUUGAGCUAUGCGGAGUACACAGUUAAUCUUACACACUUUCAUAGGAGGGCAUGUCCUACCUACCUGAGUCUUGGCUUACUUAUUAUUUUGAAAACAUUUUAUUUAAUUAUUUUAAUAGUAUGGAAAGUUUUAAUUUAAUGUGCUGGAGUGUAUUUCUAAUGGUAGGAAAUGUUAAUUUAAAUGGGUCAGUGAUUGUCUCUGAGCACCUGUUUUACUGGGUGGACUUAAGGAAGCCUGCUCUUCCUUAGGAUCACCUCUGGAAUCUUCUCUGAAGAUGGUUUUAGAUCCCAGCUGUCAUUUUUUUCUCAAGUUUUCACCCCCAUGUCUCGUCUGGAAGACUGGUUUGUGUAACACUCUUGUUGAGAAACUGAGAGAAACCUCUCUUGUUCCAUCCAAGUUCAAUUAGCUUUAGAGCAUCUUCUCCUUUUGGGUCCAUCUCAAGAAGGAUUUCUCAAGCCAUUGAUUUCAGGACUGUGUGUGUUGCAUAAGCCCACAAAUGCACAAUGUAUUAUUGGCCACAGAAUUCAGUUUUGUGAGAAUCUCAGGGCGUAAAUACACAUAUUGGGUCAGAUCCAGGAUCUCCCUUUUAUGGGUGGAUGGAUGGGCAGAUGGGCUCUGAUCAUGAAAGGUGCCUAUGCCUGAUUUUUUGGGAUUCCCCUCUGCCCCACACAACAGUUCACCUCAUUCAGCAGGGUCCUCCAGACUUGUGUGUAGCACAAGGGCAGGGAACUUCCAAGGGCGAAUUUAACUUUGGAGACGUUCUCAGUUGCUGCAUUCCAAAGACAAAAGGGAUGGUUCUGAAAUACCAAAAAUACUGGUGGAAUUUAAUUUGAUGCUCUUACUGCCAAUAAUGAUGCCUCGGGCAGCAUUUCAACCUUUUAGAAUGGGGGAAAUGUAUUCAAAAGCUGGACAACCACCCAAAGAUCAGUGGUCAGGGGUGAAAGGGGUCUGGCCUGCUCCCCAGUGUAUUGUUUUCAUGGGGCUGGAGGGGCUGCCAUGGGAAGGAGGAGAAGGAGGUCAGCUUCUGCCAGUCCAGUCACACACACCUAAAUCUGGAUCCAACCCUAUGUGUAAUUCUGGGAUUUACUUAUUAAUUGCAUUUUUAAAAAAUUACACAGUGCAGCCACUGAUGGUGCAAUUUCAAAUGAAAGACCAGAACACUAGCUCUGUGUGUGUGUGUGUGUGAGUGUGUGUGUGCACACAUGCAUGCGUGCUUCACCUCUUCUCUUUCCACUUUUAUUGUACAAGAGAAAAAAUACAUUGGUGCAAAAGCUCUUGGCACAGAACUUUUCCUCUAAAAGAUUGCAUGGACAUACACAACCCUGAUUUAAUAUUAAGCAUCAAUCCAUAUAUUGAAGAAAAAGGCACUUGUGAUGCUUGCAUCACAUCUCUGGGAGUUUGCCAUGCAUAGUGCUGCCCUCCAGCACCAUUUAUAUUUGGGUUCAAAAGUCCUCAGGCUUUUACGUAGGUUCUUGGGCUAGUUACUUUUCUGUUAGUCUCACAAGUUUGCCUUCUGGGAUAACUGGCCAAGCCUCACCAUGGCAGCCCUGACACUCUAAAAAUUCCAGAUCUACCCACUAACUCAAAAAGGUUAGAGACCCGUGUUCUAAGUAGAAAAGACUGCUUAUUUCGUAUUGUUUUUCUCCUCCCCGCACAUGCCUAUCCAAGCCUUCUUGACCAUCUCCUGUCAUUUCUUCUGCCCUUCUUUCACGGUUAACGUGUGCCCCCUCCUCAACUGCCUGUUUCUUUCAUCCCUCCCUCCUGCUGCUUUUACAGUCCCUGCCCCCUAUAACAGCUUCUCUCUCUUAUCCCCUUCCUGUUUAUUCCCAGUUCUUUUAAAAUUAUCAUAAUCAUUAAGAAUAUUAGCUUUGCUCUCUUACCAACUUCCGCUGCAUCUCCUGCCUUAUGCAGUAUGCCUGAUGUGGCCAUGCACAGAAGCACUGGGCAGUCUGUCGCACUGAAACCAACCUGAAAGUUGGCCGAGACCCAUUGGUGGGUCCCAACCCACGGGUCGAAAAACAAUGUGUUUGGAGGUUUGACCCAAAGAGUGCAACUUCAUUUUACAGCAAUGCCUUCAGAGAACAAAUGCAGGUAAUUGAUGUGGGGAUACAGUCUUCUCAGGAAUUUGUGGGCCAAUUCCAUUGAAAUGGAUGGGGAUGAAGCUAGAGCUCCCAAAUGGAAAAAGCAGCCUUAAGCACUUCAGUCGAACCGGCACAGGAGCAGUUCUUGGUAGGCUAUACCCUUCCUUUCCUGUGUCUCUCGGUACAUGAGAUUUGUUUGAAAUAUACACAUAUACAGUACAUAUAUGCAGUUACUUUAUGCAGAGCUGCUAUAUUAAUUUUUUUUACAUGUAUAGAUUGCUGUAUAAUUUGAAACCUCACUCCAGUUUGUGAGGAGUACAUGGUUUUUGUGUCUACUUAAAAGGACCGACAGCAUAUGUGAAGUGGCUAUCUUGGUGUCAGCAUGAAAUGAUUACUUAGGGUGUAGCAUGAACGUCCUUACUUGGAAAGUAAGGUUUGCUCACAACCCACUUCCAUGUAACUGUUGUAGAACCAGCUUGGCCAAGCUUAGCAACAGAUUUAACAUUUAGAUUGUGUAUAUGGAUUGCAAGUUCAGGAAUUGCAGGUCAGUUUUAUCCUUUCUUGAUUGGCACGGGAGCAGUUCUUGGAAAAGUCAUGCACAAAUCCACCGGAGCCAGGGCUUGAGGCACGGAGAGGCAUAGCUUCAAGGGAUGUUGUAGUAGCUCAUGAUAAAGUAGAUGAUUAAUAUAAUCAAUGGAUUUGUCCCCUGCUGUAAGCAACAACCAAAUCCAAUACCAGUUCUGCUCCUAAAACAGUGCAGACACCAAGUGCGUGACUGCCUCUGUCUGCAAUGCAGUUAGCUAAUAUGGAUCAAUUCAGUGAAGAGUUUAAUGUGGUUGCUAGCACAUCUGUGCUUGAUCCAACAAUUCUUUGGAGGCAUGUGAGUUCCAGUGGAUGGACACACACACAGAGGGGUACCCUCUG